UGUGAAAAGUGAGAAGACAAUGGCAAUGCUUAUUGGGUCAUUUGUUGGCUUACUGGUCAUAUUAUCAGGUUUCUUUUGUGAGGUAAAAGCAGCGCCUGCCUACUUUGUGUUUGGAGACUCACUGGUGGACAAUGGCAACAACAAUUACAUUGACACCACUGCCAGAGCCAACUUCUAUCCUUACGGAAUAGAUUAUCCCACUCACACACCCACAGGCCGAUUCUCUAAUGGACUCAAUUUAGCGGAUUUUAUAGGCAUGAAGCUGGGGGCAAAAUCUGUGCUACCAUAUUUGAAUCCUUCACUCACGGGAAAUGCACUGCUCAGCGGUGCUAAUUUCGCUUCUGCGGGCGUUGGGAUUCUAAACGACACUGGAGUGCAAUUUGCAAAUAUUAUCAAGAUGCCACAGCAGUUUCAGUAUUUUGUUGAAUAUAAAAACAAAGUGGCGAAGAUGCUUGGCGUUAAGGCAACUAACAAACUUGUUGCGGAGGGUCUUAUGUCGAUUACUCUUGGAGGAAAUGAUUACGUCAAUAACUACUACCUCCUUCCUGUCUCACAGAGGUCCAUUCAAUAUACAUUACCGAAUUACACUCAGUUUAUAAUCUCAGAAUAUGAGAAAUAUCUCAGGCGAUUGUACAACUUGGGAGGAAGAAGAGUGCUGGUAACAUCAACAGGGCCAUUGGGGUGUGUUCCUGGAGUGAAGGCCACCCGGUCUGAAAAAGGCGAAUGUGUUGCAGAACUACAGAAUGCUGCUUUGCUCUUUAACUCACAGCUUGAAUCUGUUAUAAAUCGACUCAACAAUGACUAUUCUGCUCAGGUUUUCACCUAUGCCGACAGCUACUCAAUGAACAUGGGCUUGUUCAAUAAUCCUGCAGCAUACGGAUUUGUGGAUACUGCUAAUGCAUGUUGCGGGCAAGGAAGUUACAAUGGAGUCGGCCGCUGCACUGAGAUUUCAAGUCUGUGUAAUGACAGAGAUAAAUAUUUGUACUGGGAUAAUUACCACCCCUCUGAGAAGGCCAACCGAAUCAUUGUAGACGAGAUUUAUAACGGCUCAUCUUCUGUUAUGAGCCCUCUUAACCUCAGACAGAUGAUGAAACUAGAUGACUGACUAUUUCCGAGUUGUAAGACCGGGCAGAUCAAUAAUCCAUGGACUACUUCUCAUUUAGUUUCAACUCUAAUGUCCCCAGUAUUUAUAACUUACCUUUAUAAAUAAAACUUAUGUAGCAAAAUGUUCAGUGCGAGUAUUACAGAAUGUGAAAAUGCUCAUCCUAUAUAGCUCUGAUAAAAUACCUUAUUCGUUGGUCUGUACCAUCCGAAGUUCAAUCUGUGUACUUUUAUAUCCAUCCAGUGAACUCCAAACUGUUAUAUCCAAAAUUGAGAUCAACGAUGGAAAACUAUUGCAAUAAGAAUCUUUCAAUAGUUCCAUUGAAGUAUAAAUGUUGUUAUAAGAAUCUUUCAAUAGUUCCAUUGAAGUAUAAAUGUUGUUAAAUCGCAAUUAUUAAUUGAGCUUAGGCUUUCAAUUUAA
This is a messenger RNA of Cryptomeria japonica (Japanese cedar), 1522 nucleotides long. Its product is annotated as GDSL esterase/lipase LTL1. The transcript has 5 exons. Gene Ontology annotation, molecular function: hydrolase activity, acting on ester bonds. The record is from RefSeq and is a predicted model, not a curated record. The coding region runs from base 20 to 1105 and encodes 361 amino acids. Lineage: Eukaryota; Viridiplantae; Streptophyta; Pinopsida; Cupressales; Cupressaceae.